Microplitis demolitor is the source of this 4274-nucleotide messenger RNA. It is a transcript of the gene Cul4, whose product is annotated as cullin-4A. The coding region runs from base 307 to 2931 and encodes 874 amino acids. The transcript has 5 exons. NCBI's taxonomy places the organism in Eukaryota, Metazoa, Arthropoda, Insecta, Hymenoptera, Braconidae. The record is from RefSeq and is a predicted model, not a curated record. Gene Ontology annotation, biological process: ubiquitin-dependent protein catabolic process; protein ubiquitination; DNA damage response. Gene Ontology annotation, molecular function: ubiquitin protein ligase binding. Gene Ontology annotation, cellular component: Cul4-RING E3 ubiquitin ligase complex.
UUUUACAAAAGGCUGAAUCUUCGCGAGUAUAAUAAAAUUUUGUCCGCGGUACUGCGCGAUAGUUCUCGAUGAUUUUUAUACAAUUAAAAUAUUAAUAUUGGACCAAUUAAUAAUUAGUUUGUGUAGUUACGUAAUUAAAUAAUAAACAAAUAAAUUUUUUAGGUAAAAAUCCAUAAUAAAUAAAUAUAAAUUAUCGUCCACGAGAAAGUGGCAGCAAGAUAAUAAAAUAAAUCGAAUCUAUACACAAAGUUAUAUACACAUAUCUAUAUAAUAUAACGAGGGCCAACGGCCGGGUGAUGCGCGCAUAUGUCUAGGCUCGGGAGGACCCAGCCUCUGGCAAUAGGACAGGUGAAGAGGUCCGCGGUUGAGCAUCAUCACCACAACCAUCACAAUCACAAUCACUACGGUCCCAGCACCAGUGGUAGUAAUAAUAGCAGCAGCAGCAGCAGUUCCACCUCCAGCACCAGCAAUAAUUUAAAUCAGCAGCAUCAACAUUCAGCAGCAGCAGCAUCGUUGCUGAGUGGCUACGGUGGUGGCCCGUCAAAACGUUUCAGACACAACAACCCCUCUACCUCAACCUCAGCAUCAACAUCAACCAGCAUUCACGACGACGACGACGACGACGAGGAAUUCGAAACCAGUAUGACUGACACGGCAACAGCUACCACUGAGAAGAGAGCUAACUUUUCGGCGCUACAUGUUUCUAAUCCAAAUGGAGUCAAUAAAUUGUCCAAUGUCGCAAACUCCAAACCAGGAUCUGCUAAAAAACUUAUUAUUAAAAAUUUCAAAAACAAACCAAAACUGCCAGAUAAUUACCAGGAAGAGACAUGGGAAAAAUUGCGAGAAGCUGUGGUUGCUAUACAAACAAGCAAGAGCAUACGUUAUUCGUUAGAAGAUUUAUAUCAGGCUGUUGAAAAUAUGUGUAAUCACAAAAUGGCAUCGACGUUGUACGCAAAUCUUACGGUACUCACUGAGUCACACGUCAAGGCGAACAUUGAACAAUUUUUAGCAGAGUCUAUGGAUCGUCAUAUAUUUUUAAAAAAGAUGAAUGAAUGUUGGCAGAGUCAUUGUCGUCAGAUGAUCAUGAUUCGCAGUAUCUUUUUGUACCUGGAUAGAACAUACGUUUUACAGAAUCCCACAAUCUCAUCUAUUUGGGACAUGGGUCUACAUCUCUUCAGAAUGCAUAUAGUUUUAAAUAAUCUCGUGCAGACAAGAACAGUCGAAGGACUGCUGAUGCUGAUUGAAAAAGAACGUCAAGGUGAUACAGUCGAUCGCACGCUGCUGAAAUCACUACUAAGAAUGCUGUCAGAUCUGCAAAUCUAUCAGGAAGCCUUUGAGACCAAGUUCCUGAUGGCGACUGAGCGGCUUUACGCUGCGGAAGGCCAGCGACUGAUGAACGAGCACGACGUCCCGGAGUAUCUUGCUCACGUGGACAAACGUCUGCAAGAAGAAAACGAGCGGUUACUUCACUAUCUCGAUAUGUCGACCAAGUGGUCACUGAUUCACACAGUAGAGAAGCAGCUGCUGUCCGAGCAUGUCACCAGUAUUUUACAGAAAGGCCUCAGCGGAUUACUGGACGAAAAUCGUAUCAGCGAUCUCUCCUUGCUGUACAAUUUAUACAGCCGUGUGAAGAACGGUCUCGUCGAGCUGUGCGUUAAUUUCAACGCUUAUAUAAAGAAGAAAGGCAAGACGAUAGUGAUUGACCCGGAAAAGGACAAGACAAUGGUCCAGGAGUUACUAGACUUUAAAGAUAAGAUGGACAAUAUUGUUAAUACGUGUUUCUACAGAAAUGAAAAGUUUGGUAACAGUUUAAAAGAAGCCUUCGAGGCUUUCAUUAAUCAGCGUGCUAAUAAACCCGCUGAAUUGAUAGCCAAGUUUGUAGAUAUGAAACUCCGUGCGGGUAAUAAAGAAGCAACUGAAGAAGAAUUAGAACGAUUGUUAGAUAAAAUAAUGGUGUUAUUCCGUUUUAUUCAUGGUAAGGAUGUGUUCGAAGCUUUCUACAAGAAAGACUUAGCCAAAAGAUUGCUGGUGGGUAAAUCGGCGUCCGUCGAUGCGGAAAAGUCAAUGCUGUCGAAGCUGAAACAAGAGUGCGGUGGUGGAUUCACCAGCAAGCUUGAGGGAAUGUUCAAGGACAUGGAACUUAGUAAGGAUAUAAAUAUCGCGUUUAAACAGUACUCGGGUAAUUUGCAGCAUGAAAUAGUUGCUAAUAAUUUGGACUUGACGGUCUCUAUCCUGACAAUGGGCUACUGGCCAACGUAUCCGGUUAUGGAGGUGACACUACCCUCGGAAAUGGUCCAGUAUCAGGAAGUAUUUAAUAAAUUUUACUUGGGCAAACACAGUGGACGUAAACUACAGUGGCAACCGACUUUGGGACACUGUGUCCUUAAAGCCUGGUUCCAUGCUGGUAACAAAGAGCUUCAGGUCUCGCUGUUCCAAGCUCUUGUGCUUAUUUUAUUUAAUGACACUGAUGAUUUAUCACUUGAAGAAAUAAAAGCCGCGACUAAUAUUGAAGACGGUGAAUUACGAAGGACUUUGCAGUCACUUGCUUGUGGUAAAGCUAGAGUAUUGCAAAAAAAUCCACGCGGGCGUGAUGUUGCUGAUAACGAUCGUUUUGUCUUCCAUGCUGAUUUUACUAAUAAACUUUUUAGAAUUAAAAUUAAUCAGAUUCAAAUGAAGGAGACGAAUGAAGAACAGAAAGCAACUGAAGAAAGAGUUUAUCAAGACAGACAAUAUCAGAUAGAUGCUGCUAUUGUGAGGAUUAUGAAAAUGAGAAAGACGUUAACGCAUAAUCUUCUUAUUAGUGAACUUUACAAUCAGCUUAAAUUCCCUGUGAAGCCGGCAGAUUUAAAGAAAAGAAUCGAGUCAUUAAUAGAUCGCGACUACAUGGAACGGGACAAGGACAAUGCAAAUCAGUACAAUUACGUUGCGUAACCACAACCACUUGCCAAAGUAACGUUUAACUCAUGGGAAUUGUGUGUUAGAAUUAAAAACAUCACCAUAAAAUAAAUGAAAAGUAAAUAAUGAUAAAUAAAAAAUAUAAAUAAGUCAAGGUAACAGAAGCGGAACGACUGUCUUCACUGGCUUUGCACGCUAAAGUUUAAAAUUAAAUAAAUAAGCAAUAAAAUUUAUCACUCAAUGACGUCAAAUACGACAGAGAAUCUGGACUUUUUUUUUAUUUUAUCCAUCAGUGAUCAAGUGAAUGAUUUAAUGCAGCUUCAAAAAUUACAUUAUACAGUGGAAUGAUAACUAUUUUAUUAUUAUUUUUUUAUUUUUUCCAGCUCGAUUUAUUCAUUUAUUAUCAGACUUUAUUUUUUUUCUUAUACUCUAGUGUUUGUACUCGGGUUUAUUUUUUGUUUAUUGAAAUAAUAACAAAUUGUAAUUAUAAAUUACAGCUCAAUAAUGUUUGCUUGAGCUUGCAAUGAGAUAUGAACUUUAUAAUGAUUAAUGAUAAAUAAUUACACUUAAGAGACUGUUUGUACGAGUGAAAGUGUUCAGUGUUUUCAGUGCGUAGACGUCGACUUAAUUCAGAUAAGAAAUAAUUAAUUAAUUAAUUAAUUAAAAUUAUAAUAAAAAAAAAGCUAAAAAAAAAAAAAAAACAAAUAAAAUUUUUCCAUUGAAGUAAUCAACAAAGUGAACUACUAUAGGAUACAAAUGUAUAAAAAAAAAAAAAUUAUUACUUACAUUUAAUAUCAUCAUUUAUAAAUAACAAAGCAUUAUAAUUAUUAAUUAUUAAAUAAUAAGAUUAUUAUUAUUAAAAACAACAAAACAUUUUAAAAGAUGCGAUGUCAUUUGGCUUUUCGUAAUCGUCUCAUUAUUUAUAAAAUUUGUUUAUUGAUUAAAUAAAAUAAUAAACCGCGGCCGGAUUAUUUUUAAAAAAAUUUUUCAUUUCAAUUUUAAUGGCGGGAGAUUUAAAAUUUUAAAUAUCUGGCAUACGGUAAUGAUAUUUUGAUACAAACACAGUAACUAGUCGUUAAUCAUGGAUAUUAUUUUUGAAAUAUAUAUAUUUAGUGACAUUGUUUAAAAUUACUACGAAAUUAUUAUUUUAGUUACGCAUUAUAAUUUAUAUCAAUGACUUUGUCGAUAAUGAAUAAAUAAAUAAAUGAAAAUACAAAACUAUGUACUGUGUUUGUGUCUUAUGCUUAAUGUGGAACUUAUUAUUUAAAAUGUGUAAUAUUUCGUAGGAUUUAUCAAAGGAAUGUAAAUAGGGUAAGAUAAAAAACAACAAAUAAUAAUAAUAAUAAUAAUAAUAAUAAUAAUAAUAAUAAGUAAAAAUA